CCUUCUCUGCCUUCUCUGCCUUCUCUCCUCCUCAGGUACUUAUCUGGCCCUCUCUGUAUACACCGACUGUCUGUAUACAUACCGAACAACUCUGCCGCUGCUCUGCGGCCACGCGCCCUCCCGCUCGCCGUCGCCGUCGCCCUCGCCGCUCCGACCGCCGCUCUCACCAUCACCGCCCCCUCCGCCCUGUCUGUCCUACAAACGCCGCCUCUGCCCAUCGUUCGUCACACACAAACGCGACCGCUGGCCGCUCAGGCCGUGCCGAGUGCAGGCGAUCGAUGUACAAAGAUACCUCGCAGCGCGACCACCUGACGUACCUCCUCGCCGUUUUCGGUUAUUUUGCGCCCACGAUACAUCUCUGCCUCGCGCCCGCAACACCUGCGACGACGCCGACGACAGCGACGACGACUCGCAGCAGGUCUCGCCCCAGGCGACCGUUCCGCGACGACAAUGCCGUUCAGGCCCGAACGCUCGUUGCUGCGUGUGGAGGUCCCUGCCCUCCACACCAUUGACACCACAUCGGUGGAGAAUCUCUUUGGCAUGUGGUCUUUAUUCUCCAAGACCGGGCAUGCAAUACACAACGGCAGGCGCCUUGAGAACCUUUCCUGGCGGCUAUGGAAUCGCGAAACCUUCUGCUGUGCUCCAGAAUCGCCUCCUGCACGCAAAGCCUCUGCAACUGCCGUCCGGCGUACAACGCGACCGCAAACCACGGCCACGGCCACGACCGGCGAUAUGACAGCGGUGCCGCCGCUCUCCACCAGCCUCGACUCCGCCUCGUCGAACGGUGACCAUGAUCAUCCGGCAUCGCCGACCACUCCGCGCAGCACUCAGCCCCGAUCGACGCUGUAUCGAAACGACUCGGCGACAGGGAGCGUAGUCUGUCGUGGGCGCGAGAGACGCCUCCGGCCUAUUGAUCUGGAAAACAUCGUCCACACCAUCACCGAAACCAACAUGCUGGAACCGAUUGAACUACCCACGCGAAAGUCGCUAUCAAAUCCAGAUGAAUGUCCUUCCAUAUCGGCUGAACAAGUGCUAUCUCAGCUGGGCUCACCGCCGAUGUCGCGGUGCUCGCAGAAAUCAGAUCCCACCCCCGAUGCCUCUGUGUCGCAAACGACUCUCCUGGAAUCAUCUGCCUCGACUGUUGCAUCUAACGUCUCUCAGUCGUCCGACAUGGUCGGCUCGCAAGAGAGCUCUUCCACAGAGAUGAGCACACACAACAUCAUUCGUGGGUUUGUGCCUGGUGGAGCCAGCUCGUCAUAUCGAUCUCAGACAAAUCUCGCGACACAGCCGACUCCCAUCCUCAAAAACUCUCGAAGUUUUCGACAACCAGCACCGCCCAAGAAGAAGGGCCCAAUGUUCACAAUUGGAACUUCUUCUGGAGAGGACGAAAGCUCACUCGAGAGUCACAUGCACCGCAGUGUGCUAUCCGACGGUCUGAGAGCGCCAGGGAGCCAGAAUAGUGAUGGAAGCAAGAAGCAAGCUUCCUUCCAGGAUGAACUAUCUAUCGCACAAGCCGUAGCAGCACGUCACAGCCCCGUCUUUGAGUCGGACGACGACGAAGAUGACAUUUCAGAGAGUGCGAUCGAAGACGACGACGACUCUUCCGACUGGGAAGAUUCCGAUGACGGAAGCGGCCCAUCCUCCGUCAAUGAGAAGGAUUUAUUUCAACGAGUCGACUCGAGACCCAACCUCACCUCUCGACGGUCUCUUUUGACAACGCUGAUGCAUGAGCCUGACCGUGCGAAGGCCCUCGCGAAUGCUGCAUCGAGAUCCACGCCAGCCAUUCGACGAUCAAGAACCGCGACUCCGAGCGGGCCAUCUCUGGCAACAUCGCCCGAGACAGGCUCACACUCGCAGCUGCAGGUUCCAGGCUUGGAGGUCCCUCGUUCCAAACCCAUCAUCAUGACCACUUCCAAUACUCACCAGCAACUUUCUCUCUCGCCACGCACGACCAGGCGGAACAUGUUGUCCACCGAGCUCACGGAGUCAUUGCGCAAAAACCUCUUAUGGGAGCGCCAACAUAAAAGCACGGGCAACUUGGCUGCUUUGAAGCGCAGACACACAUCUAACGAUGUAAAAAAUCUCAAGCAGCUCCCUGAACCUGGCCCGGUGCUGUCGCAGAAGGAGCAGAAGGGCAUUUUUAGCAAUGAGUACUUCCAUGCCGGCCUUGGGGAGUACCAUCAAAAAGGCUGGUGAGACUUGAACAUUCCGUCCUGCGUUCAUAGCGGUUUUUCUGCACAUAGCAGCAUGCAUUCACCUACUCGCGGCUGGUUUUGCCGCUCAGACAUUGGUGGUCGUGAUCACGAAUUGUUGGGAUUUGGACUUUGCGGAGGGACCAGUUUCGGCACGGUCCUACAUACUUUACGGCCGGUACAUGCACAUAUGAUGACUACGCGGCCGAGUAACAUAGCCUUGAGCAUCGGUAGCUCGGCGGAAAAUACGGCCUGUACAUUAACAAUGUAACAUUAUCUCUAUCAAGAACUUCUGUUCUGCCAGAAGUGAUGGGAUUCACUCGGGGAGAGCUUGUGCUGCAGCUGCAGCAGCAGCAACAGUCGCAGAACAAAACAAGGUAUUCACGCACAACCACAACCACAACAGAUGAUGGGGUUGAAGCAACCUCCUCAUCUAUCGGUGGUCAGAUGCUGCAUCUCAUCCGCGUUGAGAGCACGCUGGUUUACGUUGAGGAUCACAUGUGAAAGUGGGCAAGCAGACAGGGAGGCAAGACAAGGCAAGGUGCCUGAGCUGAGCAUGAGCUGAGCAGCAGACCGCCUUUCUCUGGCUGCAAUCUUCCGUUUUGCACAUGCAUACUGAUCUGCAUGGGGAGCCAACAACCCCGCGCUGACAUACCUCCCUACCUCCUCGCGCAAGCGGAUUGCGUGUUGGGUAUCAUCUAGUCGUUUGUACGAAAAUAACAUUGAAACUCCUUAUUUUUACCUUAGCAUAUAUGUGACGGGAGGUGAGGGCUACCUCCUAAUAAUAAUGCAUGAGGU
Molecule: messenger RNA, 2990 nt
Organism: Sphaerulina musiva SO2202
Lineage: Eukaryota; Fungi; Ascomycota; Dothideomycetes; Mycosphaerellales; Mycosphaerellaceae
Product: DUF1752-domain-containing protein
Exons: 2
Coding region: 451-2196 (581 amino acids)
Biological process (GO): regulation of nitrogen utilization; mitochondria-nucleus signaling pathway; negative regulation of transcription by RNA polymerase II
Cellular component (GO): cytoplasm
Source: RefSeq, a predicted model, not a curated record